AUUCACUCUUGCAACUUGCAUUAGAUUAUUCGAAAAAUGCUGGAAAACCUGCGCCGGAUUUUGUACAUUCUCUGUGAGCUCAGCAUGAUUGAGUACUGCACAUCGUGUCAUGGAAUUCAAUAUCCAUUUGUUUGUAAUUUGUGUAUAUGCAUAUUUUUUGUCACCGGUGUUUGGAGUUAAGGUGACAAAAUGCUUUGGGUGGAAACAAUCUCGGAUCGUAAGGGAAGUCAUUUCGUCAGCUGCUUCUCCGACAUGCCUCGCAAUGGAAAGUGUACGCGGGAGUUAUAGUGGUUUUUACACACGAGUUGGCAGUCUUUUCCUCCUUUUCUCUCUCGAAGAGAAACCGUCACCCCAGGUCCCGCCAAGUGGGCUCUUACUACGCCUCCACUGAGGAUGGGACCCAUUGCAAGCAACUCCAAAUUAGGUGCACUAGAUUACGAACUUUUUCUCUGAUCCUGAAUGAAUCAGAAGUAACGUGAGCAACAUCUGUCAAGAGGGAGUACAAAGUUUCACGAUGACUCACCGAAAUAAUGACUAGAUACAGGGAGAAUGUUCAAAAGCAUUUAACCAAACACUCCCCGAGAGCUUGUAGGUAUCACAUGGCUGGACGAGACUUCGGUGUGAAUUGUCUCAGGUGGUGUGUAUAUAAAUUGUUGAAAUCCAUCACACUCUGUACUGUGGUAUAUGAUAGAGCGUUUAGAAUUGUGUGCAGUUUUGAUUGCGACAUGGUGAAGAAUUUGAAGUCGUGCAGGAUUGUGAGGUGAAGGUUUUGGUUUCGAUCCGAGAGCUGGAUUUGAGAACUGCAUCAGAUCCUAACUUGAAGAAAUCGGACCAGGAUCUCUGUUGCUCUUAGAAUGGCUGCCUCCCGCAACACGAUUUAUUUGCAGUCUCCGUGUGGAAUCGCGGCCUUCCCGUCUGCUAUGUCUCUGUUGAAGCCUGAUGGGAGGCUUGUUGGCACCUUAGCUCGGAUGUCCAUGGUCACUCGGACAAGAUCAGUACAUACUGUGCCCUUGCAAAGAGCUACAAUUGUCCACCACAGUCUUCAACUUGCCGACAUCUCUACGAAUCUCAAGCCUAAACGCCGAUCAAGUGAGAGGCAAAGGCGAGAGAACUCAGUUCAAGCGACUUUUGACGCAGAUCUCUCUGACCAGGUAUCGGGUCAUGGGAAAGAUCUGAAGCCUCUGCAAGUAGGUCUGGCUGGAGCAUGUUUAGUGGCUCUUGACAAAGGGACUGCGCUGGCCCUUACCCGCUCGGAGGCACUGCCCGCUGUCUUGCGAAACUUGCCAAGUUCAACCGUGUGUAUGAUACUCGUGGCGGCUGCACUUACCGCCAUCAGUCGGGCCGAUCAAAGCACUGCCAAAAGAAUAACAAGUUUUUUCGAACCUGCAGUGGAAAUAAUCCAGCGAUGGAUGCCUCUCUUCUAUACCCCUGCUCUUGUUAUGCUGUCGGUGGUCGGGCAGAGAAUCGUCGUAGAAGAGGGAGUGCGACUUCUUGUCUUGGUCGCGGGAGGCUGGGUAGUGACUCUCGGAGCAGUGGCAUUGAUCGCCGGGCUUGUGAAGGCAGGAGUUCAAGCAGAGGUUGGAGACGCCCCGAACAUGUCACCUGCGGCCCCAUAUAGUAUUUGGGAGGUCUUGACUUGGGCAGGAGUUGGAGCUGCAAGUGGACUUGUGGCGUAUCUCGCACCAAAUGCUUUUGGGUUGCAUCAAGCAACAGUAGCGGCUCCUUUCUUCAUUUGUGCCACUGUUGUAGGGUUUCUACUCGGAACUCAGGUGCCCAAACCUCUCAAGAAAUUCUUACACCCUGUUAUCACCGCAACUGUCUUCGUGAAUGUGAUCACAUUUCUCGCUGGGACAUUCAUGAAUCGAAGUUUCGAAACCAUGCUUGGAUUAUACGUGACCAAGAGUAUGCAGACCCCAGGCGGUGGAGACAUAUUAAUGGCAUUGUUAGGUCCUCUGACCCUCACAUACGGUUUCACCCUGUUUCGUCAGCGCUCUAUUCUUCGACACCACGCUACUGAACUUGGGGUAGUGGUGCCACUAGCGGCCAUCUUCUCCAUCCUGACCACUGUAAUUGCGGGACGUCAACUAGGUCUUCAAGAAUUUCUCACACGCUCAGUCGCAGCUCGGAGUACCUCCUUGGCAUUCGCGAUUCCAGUUACAAAAGCGAUUGGAGGGGAUGAGUCGAUCGCUGCGACUGCUGCCAUUGUAACUGGGCUUCUAGGAGCCAACUUGUCAUUGCGGCUGCUUUCAACAUUGAAGGUUCAGAACAAUGUGGCUCGUGCCCUUGCGACGGCCUGCAGCGCGCACGGGUUUGGAUCAGCGGCGCUAGCAUCUGGAGACGCCGACCUCAUGCCAUUCUGUCUGGUCACCUACAUUCUCAUGGGCGCAGUUUCUUCACUAGCAGUCAGCAUACCAGUCAUCCGAUCCUCUCUCCUGCUUUUGUAAUCUCUCACAUCGCCCAACCAAGUAAACUAUACCUGGUUUUUUCGCUCCGGUAUGAAAACAAGCACAAAACACACUAGCAAUGGAGAACACUCUAACUUUAACCAGACCAGAAUGUGCCGCAAGUUCAUGAAGAAGCUGCUCCAGCUGAGGAUCGGCAUCAGCAAAACGGUGAGUUUGAAUCUUACAAAAGCUAUCAGAGGAGCAACACCCUGUCUUUAAUUGUAGUCAUAGAGAACCUGUUUAGAAUAAGAAUCACUCCACCGUGGAUUGGUGUGUUGGUGUUUCGGCGUGGGUGCUUCGUGUGUUUGCAGUUGUGCAACACAUCGCCACCUUGGUUGUAUAAUAGUCUCACAUAGUUUGGUUGGUGAUGUGACAAGAAUCAGAGUCUUUUGAAAGCCAUCGUUGUAAGUCUACUUCUGUUAAAAAAUAAAGCCUGUAACAAAGUUGUCUGGAUGUUCAUUAUAUUAUUCAAA
This is a messenger RNA of Physcomitrium patens, 2917 nucleotides long. Its product is annotated as plastidal glycolate/glycerate translocator 1, chloroplastic. NCBI's taxonomy places the organism in Eukaryota, Viridiplantae, Streptophyta, Bryopsida, Funariales, Funariaceae. The record is from RefSeq and is a predicted model, not a curated record.